AGAUUUGGAUUUCAAGUUCACAUAUGUUGGUAGUUCCGAAGAUAACAAGUAUGACCAGGAACUGGACUCGAUCUCAGUGGGGCCAAUCCCUGUCGGUGUUUCGCAGUUUGUCUUCGAGGCUCCACCUCCUAAGCCCGAGUUGAUACCCCGAGACAGUCUCAUGGGCGCUACUGUUGUGCUUCUCACGUGUAGCUAUAAGGGGAACGAGUUUGUGAACGUUGGAUAUUACGUGAACAACGACUACAACGACUCGGAGUUGUCAGAUGAUCCGCCGGAGAUCCCAGACUACACUAAGCUCUUCCGGAAUAUUCUGACCGAAAAGCCUUGUGUCACCCGAAUGGAUAUCGAUUGGGAUUGAGAGCGUUGAGUGCUGUCGGUGGACAAGGGUCAUUCAUGCCUACUUACCAGCAUAUAGGCACUCUUCUUGAAGGAUACAGGGGUUUAACCUGGGGAUCGCCAUUGCAGUGACAAGGAUCGGGAAGGGUGUAACUUCCAGAGAGUUCUGAGCUUGUAGUAUAGUAUUGUAUCUGUUGUGUAGUUCAUCGUAUCUGGCGGCCCCUCAGCCCUGGUACGACGUCCUGACAAGGAAAUCGUACGCAGACGAUACUCUUGGGAAACACUAGCGGCAAGCAAUCUCUAACUAAGGACCUCUGAUGAUUCUAAGCAAAGUAUUCGAGCAGAGAUACAACCAGCGAGUGUGUGGAUGUUGCUACCAGGCAAAGGCAAUAUCACCAUGAACAGCAAGCUCUUGCAUGGGCUACCUUUGAUAAAGGUUUCUUUUGUUUCUGGCAUAGUGGUGUUGCGCCUGCCAAAUAAUUGUCAAGAGAAAGUAGAAGCUCCUAAUUCUACAGAAUCUGCAAGGAAGAUUCUAGUCGAACGUUGAGCUCCUGGUAGUAUCGGGAGUUUCUCCUUUUUUUUGGUCAUAUCGCAAUAAAGAUGAAAGAAAAUGUGCCAUGGCAGUGAUGGUACUCCGAUCAAUA
Messenger RNA from Sphaeroforma arctica JP610, 980 nucleotides. RefSeq lists its product as hypothetical. The annotation marks the transcript as partial. The transcript has 3 exons. Gene Ontology annotation, molecular function: histone binding. Gene Ontology annotation, cellular component: nucleus. Gene Ontology annotation, biological process: DNA replication-dependent chromatin assembly. The record is from RefSeq and is a predicted model, not a curated record. Lineage: Eukaryota; Ichthyosporea; Ichthyophonida.